This is a messenger RNA of Oryzias melastigma (Indian medaka), 6110 nucleotides long. RefSeq names its product scavenger receptor class F, member 2 (gene scarf2). Gene Ontology annotation, molecular function: scavenger receptor activity. The record is from RefSeq and is a predicted model, not a curated record. The transcript has 11 exons. NCBI's taxonomy places the organism in Eukaryota, Metazoa, Chordata, Actinopteri, Beloniformes, Adrianichthyidae. The coding region runs from base 891 to 3689 and encodes 932 amino acids.
UAUGACUUAGAGUCCUCCGCCUGUGGAUGAGAUGAGGCUGAUGUCGUUAAGUUUCUCUGUCUUGGAUGGAAUCGUUUGGCACGUGCAUUCUUCAGAUUGGUUCCAUAUGUCACUUCGUGCUUUAGACGGACGGGGGCGCUGUUGUCUUUGGUCAAACUCACUGUUUCUCACACACAAUUGUUGGAUCAUUAAAAAUAUUUUUUUAAGUUCCAAUAAUAUUUUGACCAAAAUACUGAAACUCGUUUUGUUUUAAUCACUAAUUAUUAAAUGUUAAUAAAAUAUGCCAAAACGCAUUAAAAGGUGUUAACUGUAAAGUUAAUUUUUCAUGAAUACAGAAUCAAUAAAGUUGCAUUGUCUGAUUGUGGGCUGCGCUCCCGCGCGCGCACAAAGCCAACUUUGGAGUAACGGAGCAGGAAUUUCCCUCCUGCCACUCCUGAGAGCGCAGAGGACCGGAGUCACGGAUUAACCACUUCUCCCCCGGAAGGACGGAGCCCGGAGGAGCUGCUGACUUUAUUUUUUUUUUUUUUUUUUAAGAAGAUGACCGAACUGCACGAGAGGAGCUGAAGGAGAUCCGUGGUUUCUCCUUUCCUCGUGGUUGCUCCUGGAAGGAAUAAGGCGCGCGCUGCAGGAGCAUCAGGAAUGCUGAGGCUGCUUUUGGAAGUUUGGCUUUUAUGACUUUUUUUUUUUUUUUUAGCUGUGGCUGGAAUUACUGCUCCAUUUCUGCAGCUCAGUCCCUCAAACACCUCAGGAGGAAGGAUUUUAAAAGUUCCUGAGAAUCCAACUUUAUCUGGAAUACGUGCGUAAAAAGGAAGCGGGAGCGCAGAUUGUUGCUCUGGAGGAGGAAAACGCGGAGUCCAAACGGCGUCUAGAAGGAUGUUGCUGCGUGUACAAUGGAAGUAAAGAAGGCUGUUGCUUCUGCCGCGGUGGUUUGUCUGUUCUUCUGCUCAGUUUGGAGCCAAAACCUUAAUCCUAAAGGCAGGAAUGUGUGCAAAGCGCCUGGGUCUCCAGGGCUGCUGUGCUGCAGCGGAUGGGGGCAGCAGGGGGAUGAAUGCCUGACUCCUCUCUGUGAGGGAAACUUCACCUGCAAAGAGAACGAGGUGUGCGUCAGGCCGAACGAAUGUCGCUGUCGUCAUGGUUACUUCGGAGCCAGCUGUGACACCAAGUGCCCAACCCAGUUCUGGGGUCCAGACUGCAAGGGCAAAUGUAACUGUUACCCCAACGGCCAGUGUGACGACCUGACGGGCAAAUGUACCUGCAACCACAACCGCUGGGGCGCCAACUGCGAGAGCGUCUGCCUGUGCCAAAAGGGCAAGUGUGACCAGGACACAGGGAAAUGCACGUGCCACCACGGCAUCUGGGGUCCUCAGUGCACCAACAACUGCUACUGCAGCAUCAACUCCGUGUGCGACGUGAUGACGGGCCGCUGCCUGUGCAACCCCGGCUGGAUGGGGAGGAACUGCGCCAACCACUGCAACUGCCAGGGCUCGCCGUGCGACCAGUUCACGGGCCGCUGCCAGUGCCGGGAGAGGCUGUGGGGCCCCAGGUGCGAGCGGCAGUGCCAGUGCAUCCACGGCAAGUGCAACCAGAACGACGGCUCCUGCACCUGCAACCCGGGCUACCGCGGGAAAUUCUGCAGGGAGCCGUGUCCCGCCGGCUUCUACGGACAAAACUGCAGAAACAGGUGUGGCCACUGCAAAGGCCAGCAGCCGUGUAAGGUGACGGAGGGCCGCUGCAUCACCUGCGACCGCGGCUGGAAUGGAACCCGGUGCGAUCAGCUCUGCUCCAAAGGCUUUUUUGGAGAAAACUGCCAGGAAGUUUGUCCCACGUGUAAAGACGGACAUCACUGCGACCCCAUCUAUGGGAAGUGCUCUCACUGUAACCCCGGCUGGAUUGGGGACAGGUGUGAGGUGCGCUGCCCCAACGGCACCUACGGCGAGAACUGCGAGAACAACUGCAGCCACUGUUUCAAUGGCAUCUGCCAUGUUGUCACGGGCGAGUGCCUGUGUGACCCGGGAUUCUACGGCAUCUACUGCAACAUGACGUGUCCACCCGGCCAGUAUGGAGUCAACUGCAACAGAAGCUGCUGGUGCCACGACAAGAACUGCGACCCCGUCUCCGGUGCCUGCUACCUCCAACCCAACCAGCGGAUGGGCGUGAUCGCCGCCGCCUCUCUGGUCUCCUUUUUACUGGUCGCCCUCCUGUCGCUGCUGUGCUGCUGCUGCCUCUGCCGACCCAAAGACGACCACAACAAAAAAGCCAAGCGGAUCCUGUGUGGACGAUUCAGCAGAAUCAGCACUAAACUUCCCCGUAUUCCACUGAAGCGACAGAAACUGCCCAAAGUAGUCGUAGCCCACCACGACCCAGAGAACACCUUUAACUGCAGCUUCAUCGAGCCCCCCUCUGUGGCCGAGCAGCCCUCCCCCUCCUCGUGGUCGUCCCAGGAGUCCUUCUCCUCCUUCGAGAGCGGAUACGAGGGGCCGGUCUACUGUGUUCCUAACGAAGAGUCUACAUGUGAAAGUAAGGACAAGCAGAGUCCCAGCCCAAGUACCGAAGAGGCAAAAGAUGACCCGGAUGUGGAAGAUGAAGGAGAGUACACCUCCCUAAAAGAAACAAGCAUAGCCAAACCAGAUGCCUCGGAGCAGUCCCUUCUCAAAUCGUUUGAUAGCGAGGGUUCCAACAGCGGUUCUGAAUCUGCAGCUCUGUAUUCACACAUCGCCAGACCCUCCAAACAGUCAAAGGAUGAGGAUGGCAGGAACAGGGAAAGCACUCCUACACCAGAGGUCAAGCGUAAUGGAAAGCCACCACCUUCACCUGGCAAGCCCAAACCCCGCCCUCCAGAUCCGUCUACGAAGCCCAAAGUGUCAUGGAUACAUGGAAGUACUACCGGAUCUCCCCAGACAAAGCAGCAAGGGGGAAGCAAGGUUUUUGUGGUGUCAAACGAGAAACAUCGGAGCAACAGUGACGGUUCGUCCAAGAAUGAGGAACAGCAGAAGCAGAAGGGGCAAGACCAAGAGCAAAAACGGGAAGGGAAAGGGACGGAUGCCAAUGGAUCCCCUGGCAAACACAAACCUCUCCGAGGUAGGAAGUCUGGAGAUGAGCACAGCAGUCCCAGUCACAUGGAACACAUCAACGGAGUUGUUCAAAAUGCCCUCAAAAAGAUAAGCAGCUUCCACAGCUCCUCUCCUGAGAAGAAGAACGCUGAGAAUCCGAAGCAAAACCACAAGGAGCCCCCGAAGAGUCCAAAGGUAAUCCAUCCUCACAUAAACUCUGAAGCAGCUGCGCUGGUGGCUGCUCAGCUCAAAGAAAAAACCCAAAGCAUCAACAGGAACGAGGGAACAGGGCUGACAAAGACCAACGGACUCUCCCCAAAAGGAAGCCAGGAGAAGCCCAAACCUCCUCAGAAAGCCAAGAGGAACGCCUCUGGUGGACUCAGCCAGCAGGGCUCGACCAAGCCCCUGCUUCCCACCUCCAGCAGCCUCCAGAAGAUGGUCACCAAUAACUGUGGAACCCCAGAAGCCAAGAGCCCAGAAAAGCAGGAUUCCCAAGGGGAUCUGCUAGAUCCUACACCAAAGAAGACUCCCAUAAAAAAGCCACCCAGGAAGAAAGGCAAAGAGGGUACCUUGGAAAUACCUGAAAGUAAGACACCUCAGCCAAAGACAGCUAUAAUGCCCCCACAGGUGGUGAAGUAGAACUGCACACGUUGUGAUUGGUUUUCUAGAGUACUGAAAUGUUUAGGUAACCAAUGCAUCGUGGUGAGCUGUGACUCCAGGACCAGUCAAGAUUUGCUUGAACCAAGAGUGCAAUUGUGUCACGUUGGUGAGGUGUAUCAUAAUAAUCUUUAUACACCGUUUUAUUGCAUUUCAAGAAUCCUUUAUGUUUCUUUUGUGUAACCAGUAUGUAUUAACCUCCAAACACAACCUGUGGCUAGGCUGGACACAGCUGUGUGAACAGCGGCACAAUGGCACUUCCCAAACUUAAUUCACCUCUAUUCCCUAUCUUCGAUGUCCACGACUGACCUUCUGAAAGUAGGUGCCAGAGAAAAAAUAGUGCUAUUUUCUCAUGCUCUUUGCAGGUACUAAGACGCUAUUAAGAUUCAGGUGCUCUGACGAAGCUUCACUCGUUCUUUUAUUAAAUUAAACAAUCAACUAAAUUCUUAAAGGAGGUUUACAAUCAAGAUCUACUUGAAUAAUAAGAGCUCAAAAUAAUAUAUUUUUACAAAUCAUUUCGUUGUCAACAUAAACUUAAAUUGCUAGUCCCCCAUCACCAGAAUGUGCUUUUGCUGUUCUUCCCUUCUUACAUGUUACAACACGAAUCCUGUUUGAUAUGAACAUCAACAAAUGAUUGUUCUUUUCUAAAUAAGGAAUGCAAACUUUUUUACAUAAAACCAACAUUUGGAUUGACUGUAAAGGUAUGCUCACACCCAAUGAGAUUCACGCCUUAAAUUCACGUUGGACGCCUUUAAACUAGGGCUAGGAUGGUAAAGUCAAUCGAUCGAUUUGAAUCGAUCUAAGCUCAAUAGAUCAAUAAUUGAUCCAAAAAAUAAAAAAGGAUCUAGCACAUAAAGCUAAAGUAAGUUAGCUCUAUGCUAACGUUUAAUGGAAUGUCCCAUAGGAUGGCUAACGCUCAAUUGACGUGAACGUACAUUGCUGACUAAAUGAACAUCUUUAUUUAUGAAUUUUACAAACUCUUUUAAGGAAAUAUUUUUUAAAGUAACCAUUUGUCUAAAUCACAGUUUUUUGCUCAUUCUUUCUUCUUUUUCUGGAAUAAGGUAUAAUGCUAAUGCACGAUCACGUUCAUAAUUUUAUUGCUCCAGACGCAUGUGGGAGGAGCUACUGUCAAAAGUUUGUAUUAUUAUUAAUAUAUUAGUGUCCCACUCCAAGUCGUUCCCAGCGGUCUUUUAAUUAUGAUAUACAGUUUUUAGCUCUAAAAGCUUUUUUAGUUUUUCAUGACAUUUUCUGCGGCUCAAUAGAAAUAUAAUUCUGGGUUGUGUGCACUAUUGUUGAUGCAGAAGUUAGCUGCGCUUAUAUCCCACCAAGCCUUUGUUUACACUCUCUCACGCUAGUUUACAGCUACACGCUAACAAUAGUGUAGCAAAACAACAGCUAGCAAUAUUGGAGCUAUCCCGCCGUACAGUUUUGAUCCAGAUUGGAGCUCAGACGAGGAAUAGAUGUAUUUGUCUGUAAGUGGAUCCUUCAGAAAGGUAAACUUUGGUAUGCAUAUUUCAGUAGCUGCAUUAUUAGUCUGAGCAUUUUUCAAGCCUCCAGUUUUCAUCAAAAUUUACAAACACAGUUGUUCAGGAAUUAAAUUAUUGUAUGUAGGUCCUCUAAUAUGAUAAAAUGAUAAAAUGCUGCAAGAACCUUUUAAAAACACAAAAAGACUGUUUUUAUUGGUGUGAGUCUUUACAGACUUCUACAAUCACAUCUCCAUGUGUGUAUUCAUGGGAUCAUUCCGAGACUCUGACAGGCGCUUUCAGCGGUACUUCCGUCUCUCUGUGACAAAGCUGAGUGCCUGAUUUGCUGACACGAUGUGUCUUCUUUGCCCAAAGUCACAUUUUCUAACUCUCACCAAUUUGCAACGCUCAAAUCGUGUUGCAACUGCUAAACCGUGCUGCUGCCAGCCCAAAACUCCAAUUGCAUCACAGGACCACUGCGUCUGUACAUUGACUUCACAUUGAAUCUGGAUGUCCUGAUGCCUGAAUAACAAUCAGUGUGAACACAGCUUUAACACAAGAAAAAAAGAAAAAGUCACUAAAUGUGUGCUUUCCUAGAGCAGAUUCAAAACUGAAAACUUGAGCUGUUCCAAUCAGGUUUUGUGGCUGCCAUAACAUGUGGGAAAAUCAUUCUGGCCAUCAGGAGUCAUCUUUGAUGAGAAACUGCAGAUACAUGCUAGAUGAAAAGAUAUACAUUGUUUCUGUUGUGUGGAGAAGAUUGAGCAUUCAUAGUUGUAUACUUUAUGAAAAUGUGUACAAUCUUAUUUGUCAAGCGUUGAUGGUAGUAGCCAAUCAGCAGCUGUUAAGAAAGAAUCCUUGAAGACGACAAUUUCAAGUUAAGAAGAUUUAUCAAGAAACAAAGAAAGUCUGUUGUUAGUUGAUUCCUCUUGGAACAAAAAUA